UUUUCAAGCCUUGAUUCCUGCAAGUGAAUCUCUCUCUCUCUCUCUCUCUCUCUCUCUCUCUCAGUUGCUCCGUUUGUCGUUGUAGGCCACCUGCCUCUUUAUUUCCUCACAGCAGCUACAAACAAUGCUUUCUUCGUUAAUCCCCAAGCUCUUCAUUUCCUCUAUAAAACCAUCACUACCUCAAAUCUCUUCACUCAUAAGAUUAAAUUAAACCACACAUUCUCACUUCUCUCUUAACCAUGCCUCCCAUCAAAAUCAACCAAUCGCCCAAUCCCAAGGCUCAAACUCUUACCUCCACGCCGUCGUCACAGGAGGCACGUCUCCUUGUUCGCGAAACCCUGCGUAUUAGCGCCAACUUGGCUUCUGCUCCGGCUCCGUCUUCUCCUUCUCCUGUAAUGUCUCAUCCUCCCUCUACUUCACCUUCUUAUUCGUUUGUUUCUCCGCCGCAGUCUGUUUCUUUGAUUGAUAAUGGUGGAAGAUUAGGGCUUAUGGAAGACGAGUUUAUUGAUUCCAGCUCGAGGUUGAUCUGUUGUGAGGAAAUUGAUGGCCGGAGAUGGAAGUACGUUGCGGAAAACGAUGGUUUUGGAUGUUAUAAGAAGAAUUCGAUUCGUGCCGUCAGCUUGCAUACACCACAAGCUCCUGUUGAGGAAAUGAUAUCUUUCAUAAGAACCUAUGUAGUGCCUGAAGGUUUUCCUCAUAGCGUUACUCCAUCAUAUGUUCCAUACAUGACUUGGAGAGCUUUGAAGCAUUUCUUUGGUGGAGCGAUGGGUGUUUUCACAACAAAAGCCCUUUUGAGUUCUGUUGGAGUCUCUAAAAGCCAAGCUAUUUCUGGUGCUGUUGCUGUCAAUUGGAUUCUUAAGGAUGGUGCUGGUCGUGUUGGAAAAAUGCUUUUUGCACGUCAAGGAAAGAAAUUUGAUUGUGAUCUGAAGCAGCUGCGAUUUACAGGUGAUCUUCUCUUGGAAUUGGGUGCUGGGGUGGAGCUAGCAACUGCAGCUGUCCCACACCUUUUUCUUCCUUUGGCUUGUGCUGCCAAUGUGGCAAAGAACGUUGCAGCUGUAACAUCUACAUCAACUCGGACACCAAUUUACAAAGCCUUUGCUAAAGGAGAAAACACUGGGGACGUCACUGCUAAGGGAGAAUGUGUUGGCAAUCUUGCAGAUUUGCUUGGAACUGGUCUUAGCAUAAUGAUUGCAAAAAGAAAUCCUAGCGUGGUUACUACAUUUGCCCUCCUUUCAUGUGGCUAUGUCUUCAGUUCUUACCGAGAGGUUAAAUCUGUAGUGUUGCACACCUUAAACCGGGCCAGAUUCAGUGUGGCAGUGGAUUCUUUUCUUAAGACAGGGCGAGUACCGUCAUUGCAAGAGGGGAAUACAAUGGAAAAUAUAUUCAGCUUUCCAUGGCUGAAGGAGAGGCCUAUUGUUCUAGGACCAAAAUUUAAAGAUGCCUUUCAAGACCCUAGUGCAUAUCUUGCAAUAGAACCUCUUUUUGAGAAAGAGAGAUAUCUAGUGACAUACAAUCCAUCAAAGGAUAAGGUUUAUGCACUGCUCAAGGAUCAGGCAAAGUCAGACGACAUUCUAAAAGCUGCAUUCCAUGCUCACUUGCUUUUGCAUUUCAUAAACUUGUCAAAUAAUAGCCAUUCUUCGUCAUGGAAGCAACAAGCAUAUGGCCAUUCAAACAAUAUUCUCUCAGCUACUGAUCUUGAGGCUCAUAUUGCUGACUCAUGCAAAAUGGUCUCAAAUUUGUAUGGUCCUUUUAAAAGUAAAGCUGCAGAACAGGGUUGGAGGAUGUCAGACUCACUUCUUAAUCCCGGCCGAGCCAGGAUUGUCGUAGCUUGUUAAAGCCGAAAUAUACCCUUCGAAACUUCUCUUUGCUCAUAGUCAAGAGUUGACCUCAAGUUAUCAAACGGCAUUCAAUACUGUGGACACGCCAUCUAUCAACCCUCAAAAACAUAUUUAGAACAAAGAGGCGAAUAGAGUACCAAUAGCACCAUAGGAACCAGGGGCUCAUUGAUGGUCAGUUCUCUUUGUUAUGCACCCAAAUACAUUGUUCAAUCUCUGCCCAUUCACAUACAAUCGAAGGUGGCAACAGUAAUGGAGGCAUGGAACUAGACCUCUAGCUUUGGAUGGCCAAACUAAAACUCCUUUAAGGCUUAUGAAUAGUGAUAGAUUUAAAAAAAAAAUACAAUAAAAUAAUUUCUUGAUUUGUAAUUUAUCAUUACUUAACUGAAAUAAAAAAAAAAUUCUUUUAACUUUCUAA
Hevea brasiliensis (rubber tree) is the source of this 2253-nucleotide messenger RNA. Its product is annotated as protein root UVB sensitive 6. NCBI's taxonomy places the organism in Eukaryota, Viridiplantae, Streptophyta, Magnoliopsida, Malpighiales, Euphorbiaceae. The transcript is spliced from 13 exons. The record is from RefSeq and is a predicted model, not a curated record. The coding region runs from base 240 to 1835 and encodes 531 amino acids.